Molecule: messenger RNA, 165 nt
Organism: Pochonia chlamydosporia 170
Lineage: Eukaryota; Fungi; Ascomycota; Sordariomycetes; Hypocreales; Clavicipitaceae
Exons: 1
Coding region: 1-165 (54 amino acids)
Source: RefSeq, a predicted model, not a curated record
AUGACGCCAAUAAAAGAGAAUGUAUGGAGUAAAAUGACAGAGAAAUCGACAGUGAUGAUAGCAGCUUCCAGCUGGGCAGAUAUUACGCCGCAGGGGUAUAACAGAAGUGAGUCUAUAUCAACAGCAACAAUGCUCUCUGCCGGAGCGAUGAUGCUUAGAACGUGA